AUGCUCGAUAACGGGGCAUACCCUUUGCGAUGUCAUGAUGGAGAGCAUACGGCCAUGUCGCUUGCUGUGAUGAAUGGACAUGCUUCGAUCAUAGAGCUGUUCCUGGAAAGAAACAUACCUCUACCUAAAACGGACUUCCUCGACCCUGACUAUGACGCGCUGACGGCAGCGGUGCACGAGGGCCAUGCACCUGUCGUCCGGUUGAUUAUUAAACAUCGAAAACUCCCGGCUUCUUGGAACUUCGAGUUUCUGUUGGCUGAUGCAGCGGGGGAUGGCUAUAUUGCUGUCGUCGAAGAACUCAUGAGAUUAUGGGAAAUGGAACAUUCCCCUGACCAGCUUCCCCUGCCUUCAUUGGCAGUCGCACUGGCCAGGGCAUUGUGUAGCGCAGCGGGUGCGGAUGAGAUAGAAAUGGUUCAUUGUCUGCUCCGACUUGGAGCCAACCCGAAUGCAGUUCCUCAUACACGGGAUACCCCGUUACUUGCCGCCAUAACCUAUGGUCAUUCUGACAUGCUCUGGUACUUGCUUACCCAUGGCGCAGAUGUGGCUCAGUUACCAGUUGAACAGAGAUGCAGUCUUUUCUCUAAAGCCGCCACCGACGAGCGUGACGCGAAGCUCAUUUUGGAGAACAUCGAUUAUAGAAAGUUUGCAAUGAACAGUAGAAAGGAACAUGCAUAUUUGCUUUAUGCCGCUAUUGCAUGCGAGUCUGAAAAACAUGUGCGAGAACUUCUGCAACACGGCUUGCCUGAUGACAGUGACUUUAUAGUCCUUCGUUAUGGCCAAUUUUCCCUACGCUGUGGACCGCUUGAAGUGGCUGCAAAGGCGGGCAACGAGAAAAUUGCCACCCUACUAUUAGACAAAGGGGCUUCUUGCAACCCUCGAGACAUGAUCCCAUCCAGAGACCCACUCCGCUUAGCCAUCCUCGAAGGACGUGAGAAUAUAGUCAAGUUACUACUCGAUCGCGGUUCUGACCCAAAUUACAUUGAACGUCUCGGUGCUACUGUUUCUUUGCCGCUAGUCCUAGCCAUCGAACACGAAUCUAUCUUUAAACUACUGCUUGAGCGAGGAGCUGACCCCAUGCACCCAGUUUACUUUGACUACACCAGUAGCACUGUGGCGCUACAGGUGAUUAUUUCUGGGAAAAUGGCCUUGGCCCAGACAUUGUUGGAUUAUGAUGUGCCAAUUGAAAUUCCUGACCCAUUGCACCAUGAACAGGAGAGGACCGGUCUUUUGCACUACGCGAUAGAAGGAGGGGCAGAUAUGAUGAAAUUCCUUGUUCGGAAGGGCUUUCUGGAUCUCCCUAUUGAUGAGAACGAGAGAGAGGAAGCCGUCAUAUAUGCAUUAGACAGAAAGCAGGCCUCCUCUUUCAACUACCUCAUGGAGCAAGGUUUCAACAUGCCUAUUAACGAGGUCCCAAAAGCACUUGAGAAACUUGCUGGCUAUACGCAGACAAUAGGCUACGGUUCCUUGCAUUCUCAGGCCAACGCGAUGUUCAACACACUGUUAAACCGUGGUGCAAAUAUCAAUGCCACGGACGACCCUGGAUACUCGGCUCUCUGGUAUAGUAUCCACUUUCGCCAUAUCAAAACCCUGGAAUACCUCCUGAGUAAAGGCGCGGAUCCGCUUACUUUAAACAGGGGCGGGGAAACGCCAUUGUCUCUCGCAGUGCAGUGGAUGGAGGGAUUUGAGCUCCUGAUGCGAUCAAUUGACAUAUCCUCCGUGCCGCCGGAUCAGUUGCGCUAUAGGAUAGAGAGAUGUCUUGAUGUAGCUGUUGGGUUUAAGCAGUGGGAGGCCGUGAAGAGGCUGGAGCGGCUUCUAAUCAAGAUUGAUAGACUGGAGGACUUAGUAUUCCUAUCCUGUAUAUAG
Molecule: messenger RNA, 1863 nt
Organism: Aspergillus chevalieri
Lineage: Eukaryota; Fungi; Ascomycota; Eurotiomycetes; Eurotiales; Aspergillaceae
Exons: 1
Coding region: 1-1863 (620 amino acids)
Molecular function (GO): protein binding
Source: RefSeq, a predicted model, not a curated record